This is a messenger RNA of Penicillium bovifimosum, 831 nucleotides long. RefSeq lists its product as uncharacterized. Bases 1 to 831 code for a protein of 276 amino acids. The record is from RefSeq and is a predicted model, not a curated record. The transcript is spliced from 2 exons. Lineage: Eukaryota; Fungi; Ascomycota; Eurotiomycetes; Eurotiales; Aspergillaceae. Gene Ontology annotation, cellular component: cytoplasm; nucleus.
AUGAGGAUUCUCUGUCUCCAUGGUGUAGGCAGCUCCGGCGCCAUUCUUGAAAAGCAGAUGUCUAAUCUGCGGCGUGAACUGGACCCCAGCUUCGAGCUUGUAUUUGUGGACGGGCCGUUCGAGUGUGGAAGGGGACCUGGCGUCUCGGAAUACCAGCCCGGCCCAUAUUUUUCUCACACGCAAGGGUAUUCUCCUGCAGACAUCACACAAGCGCUCGGUUACCUCGAAGAAAUCCUUGAAGAUGAGGGCCCCUUUGAUGGCAUCUUUGGGUUCAGUCAGGGCUCAGCCUUGACACUGUCAUAUCUCUAUCAACAGCAGGCAGCCGGCUGCCCAGUUGCAGUCAAGUUUGCGUGUCUUUUCUCGGCUGCCAUGCCGUGCAGUCCUGAUGCUACUUUGGGGCAUGCAGUUAUCUCAAAGUUGCGAGCUAUGGAAUACGACAUCAUGGAUCGAGCAGGAGCCAACGGGAGAGAUCUGACGAGCGAAGAGCAAGAGUUGGUGGAGAUCCUGCAGCGGACGGUGGUAGAAGCUGCUAUCCAAGAUCCGCUGUUCCCGUGGACGGACAUGGACGUAUAUCGUCGCGGGAAAGUUGAUGCUAUUCCUCGCGUGAUGUAUUCAUCGGCACUGGUGCAAAAGAUUCAAAUUCCAACUGUCCAUGUAUGGGGUAAGAACGACUUUGAGUAUAUGAUCCGGAUGGCUGAGUUGUCCUGCGGUCUAUGUGACCAGUCCAUUUCCAAACGAGUUUUGCAUAGUGGGUUGCACGAUAUGCCGAAGAAACAGGCUGAGAUCAAAGACGUACUUCGCAAGAUCGACUGGGCUAUAGCACAAGCAUAA